AUUGCAAACACAACAGAAAACAACGGUGAUGCGAUGGUUGAGUGAACGUAUUUCGUGAAUUCAAGGAUUCAUUGUGAUUCUUUAAAUAUGUCGUUUAUUAAGUGACCAUGAUUUCCACAUGUUUAAGCUCUACAAAUGUGAUAGAGUAUAUGUCUUUAAGCCAAAAUUCUGUUUACCUGAAAAAUUCAGUAAAACAAGUGGAAUUUUUAUCCCGUUACUCGGGGGAAAAUUGAGGUAACAUAAGAUUCUAACACACUGAUAGAAAGAAACCCUAAGAGGAAAAGUUGUACGUGUUUCGUGUGAGUUGUAUGUCUCCAAGAAAAGGCAUAAACUUAGGCGGACAACAGGAGUCGUCGAAAACGUAACGGAUUCGGAAUUUCUGCACUUUGGGAUAUAACAUGAGUGAAAAUCGGAACAUCAUGAUAGGACGGACCUCUUAUCCUGCUCCUGGAGGUUCUAUGUUAAACCAGUCAAUAUCACAUGUCCAAAUGUCUCAUCAGAUAGGGAACUCCCAGAUGAUAAUGGGAGGCAGCAGCAUGUACUCGGGCAUGCUUGUCAAGCCUGGAUCAAAUUACUCUAGUCCUCGUUCAAGUGUGGGCAGUGGGGGAGAUUCCAAGGGUUCAAGUCCCAGAACAAGUCUUACAAACCCGCCACCUCCCCCUCCUUAUGACCAGAGGUUUGGCAGUCCUCGUUCAAGCAUGGCGAGUCCGAGGUCAAGUAUAUCUGGUACAUCAUAUGAAUCCAAACUGUCUAGUCCCAGAACAAGUCUAGUGGGUGUGUCAGGUGUAAUGCUGGACAAAUUUCCACCAAGUCCCAGAAACAGUAUGGUUCUAGACAACUAUGGACAAUAUCAUUCAAAUGUCAGUUUGGGACCUACAAAAAAUUUCUAUCUAUUGAAUGACAGUCGCUUUAAUGAACCUGCUCCACAUGCACCCCCUGCAUACUCAGAUCCGAGACUGAGAAUGCAUGUUACCCCAGUAAGUGUGUCUCAAAUGAAUAAUCAAAAUCUCAAUGGAUCUCAGUUUCACAAGCAGAUGAAUGGUAAAUUGAAUUCAAUGUCUGGAAGCCUGAACAGCUUACCUGGGUCUCAGGGAGCACCUCCAGCUAUCCCUGCCAGAAUCCCUCUCAAUCAGACACCUAGUAGCAAUAAAAACUUUGAAAUGGAGUUAGCCGUGUUAACACAGCAAUUAGAAGACAGCAUGAAAAUGGCUGGAUCUCAGAACUUUCCAGCGGAUCAGACUGUUCACAAACCACCCCCUCCCCCUUAUCAUGGUCCCCAUAAAACUGAACCUGUCCCUAGUUUACCACCCAGAAAUCCACGAUACACGACGGCGAGUCCUAACCUUAUCCAGACCUGCCAGCAUCACCAGCAGCCUCUGACGUCCACUGCUGGAUUUGUCACCUCCACUGUCCCCGCCCCGGGGAAAAAUCCCCCCUCCGUGGCCGUCAGGCCCCAGGCACAGAUGCCAUUCCAUAUCACAACACAUCCCGGAAAAUCUGUCGCCGACAGCAUCGAACAAAAAGUGGCGGCUCUCACCCAACAGCUAGAGGAUGACAUGGAAAAAUCUCCGCAAGGAGAAUAUUUUGGUCAGUGCUUUACCUGUGGGGAGAGGGUGUCUGGUGCUACAGAAGCGUGUCAAGCUAUGGGCAAUCUCUAUCACACCAAGUGUUUUGUCUGCUGCUCCUGUGGACGGACGCUGAGGGGGAAGGCCUUCUACAAUGUCCACGGGAAGGUGUACUGUGAAGAGGACUAUCUGUAUUCUGGUUUCCAACAAACUGCGGAGAAGUGUUGUGUCUGUGGCCACUUGAUCAUGGAGAUGAUAUUACAAGCGAUGGGGAAAGCCUAUCACCCGGGCUGCUUCAGGUGUUGUGUGUGUAACGAAUGUCUGGAUGGAGUGCCAUUUACCAUCGAUGUGGACAACAAAAUCUACUGUAUAGCUGACUAUCACAGAGUGUAUGCUCCCAAGUGUGCCGCAUGUGGCCAGGCAAUCACCCCAGUAGAGGGAACAGAGGAGACAGUCCGAGUUGUAUCAAUGGACAAAGACUUCCACGUGGACUGUUACCAUUGUGAGGACUGCGGUCUACAGCUGACGGAUGAAGCGGAUAAGCGCUGUUAUCCACUGGAUAAUCACCUGUUUUGUCACGGAUGUCACAUCACCAGACUUAAGAGUCAGUUCCCAGAUGAGCACUUUUUCUAUGACCCGGUGACCAAGAACAUCCAGAAUAGAGUCACCAAAGACGGCAAACAACGCAACAGCAUAGCUGUCACACCCGCCUCUCUAGAGUCCUAUCCCCAGAAUGUACCCCCCUCCCGGGCCCCUCCCCUGUCUAAAUCAGAUUCCCCCUCUCCGGGCCCCGCCUCUCCCGCGAUGAUGAAUGGAGGAGGGAAUUAUAAUUAUUCCAAUCGAUACGACGGAAGUUCCUACCAUCCUCAACCUGGACCACAAGUCCCAUCCACGAAGUCAGGGGCCACCCGGUACCAGGUCACAGAUCUAUAAAUAGACUGGGAAAAGUCCUCAGUUUUAUAAAGCAUGAUGUUAAAUUGUAAGAUGCAUUGUCAUGUUGAAUUAUAAGUGUCUAGUGGCUGGCUCACACUUUUUUUUUUAAAUUUUCUAGUGUAUGAUGAUGAAUUAUUUUUGUUUUUGUGUUUGUUUUAGUUAAUUUUACAAUUUUUAUGAUGUAUGUCUCAAUUAAACAUCAUACAUUUAUUGAGCAGCAUUAAAAUUACACUUGUUAGUGCUUGUCUGGUAAGAAUCUUGUUGUCUCUCAUCUCUGUAAAAAUGUCAACAUUCCAAAGAAAAGUAUCGGCUAAAAAUUCCACUUUGUACAUAUUUUCUUGUGUCCAUUUUGAAACAUCAAGAUAUUUUGGGAAUUGAGAAUCCAUGAAUUGAGAACAUACUGGUUUCUGAUAUUAUGUACACCUGUAGGUUCUUAUUCUGUUUACUUGAGAAAUCAUUCAGUUAGAAAUCCAAUUGUUGUGUUGGACUCGGAGCACCAGCUUGGAUUCAAAUGUUUAUUGGUCUAAGGGCAGACAACUGCAAUUGAUUGUUAUUAUCCAUCAAUUUUGAAGAAGUUGAUAUUUACAAUAGGCAAUAAAUCCUUGAUUACUUGUCGACUAAAUGUGUUCAGUAUUGCAAUAGUCCUGAGGUAGGCAGAUUGUAAAUAUAUCUUCCAGUGUGUAUGUAUAAGUAUUCCAGGGUACUAGAUGACUUUAUUUUGACUUGUAUCUGCUGGUUUCACAGUUGUAAGAGGAACAAUUUAUUUUAAUCACUGCUAGUCAAUUGUCUUAUCCAUGACCUAAUUCCUUUUUAACAUUAUUCACCAAUUCAUUGAAAUAAAAUCAUGUAUAAAUUAACUUUUGAAUCAAGAUUAAGCCAUGAACAUGUAUUUCAUUACCCUGUUUUGUUCUUGUCAAAUAUAUUUUUAAAAGCUGACAUAUUAUUUAUUUCAUUGUAUGAUAAGUAUAGUAUUUAGCAAGGUUUUGUCCUGUCUCACAUUUCCUGUUUUAUUUUGUUACACAUAUUAUCACCAAUCCUUGAUUUUGUCUUGAAACUGUUCAUGUCAACGACAACUCUCGUUUGCCUUGUGCUUUUUUCCCGUUUCAGUACAGAUGUGUAAAAAAAAAUAUGGAGUGUUUUUGAGGGCAAUAUCCAUGUAAGAGAAUCUCACCUACUGCCUAUGGUAAUUAAGAAUAUUGUUAAGUGUUGGUAGCAUUUGAAAAAUAUACCGUACAUUUUACAACAGUGUUCCAAGGUUUUGCUGAAAUGCAGUUUAUCAAACAAUUGAUCUUGUACCAAACAUCAUCAUCCAUGCAAUAUCUGGAUCACAGAGAGGCAUGUUGGGACUAGA
Molecule: messenger RNA, 3849 nt
Organism: Saccostrea cuccullata (small rock oyster)
Lineage: Eukaryota; Metazoa; Mollusca; Bivalvia; Ostreida; Ostreidae
Product: LIM domain-containing protein jub-like
Exons: 8
Coding region: 399-2498 (699 amino acids)
Biological process (GO): regulation of DNA-templated transcription; response to hypoxia; positive regulation of miRNA-mediated gene silencing
Cellular component (GO): transcription regulator complex; adherens junction; nucleus
Molecular function (GO): transcription corepressor activity
Source: RefSeq, a predicted model, not a curated record